UCCUAGUAACAGUUGCACGUGAUUUCCGGUACUGACCAUUUCUAUAAAUGUCCAGCAGAAUUAUGCUUCAAACGCAGUUCGUGUCAGCAACGAAAGGACUUACUUGAAAACCAACAAUGAAAGGAUUUAUUGGAAUACUCGCUGUGGUUUACCUGUUCCAUCGUGCAGAUGGUGCUGCGGUGACCUUCACAGGGCUAACGGGAGUUUCGGGAAGUGCGGGAAAUACAGUUGCAACAGUAAGCGUGGUGGAAACGAGUGCGGACUCGUUCUUACUUUUCACUGUGACGGCUACUCCGGCAUCUGCUACAUUUGCAUUUGCUGCUGAUGGGAAUCCAGACGCGAUUGCUAGUGCUACAAUCACUGCCGGGGCUGUGAAACUGGCAACCGGUAAAACCUUAGACAAGGAAACGAAAUCAUCAUACGUGUUAAAAAUAGUCGGCACCGAUAGCCCGGAUACUGCAACUUUAACUGUCACCCUUACUGUGACAAACAGGCUUGAGUUUGCAAAGACAAGCUACGAAGUUUGUGUAGCUGACGGCACUGUUGCAGGGACUGUGAUUGGAACCUACACAGCUGUUGAUGCUGUUUCAGGCACAGACACCGUAUCCUACACUAAUGCUCCUUCUACUGACCUGACUGUUGACUCCUCAACUGGCGCGCUCAAGGUUGCGACGAGCAAAACACUGACUAGCGCUACAGUUGGCGGAUACACCACAACAAUCACUGCAGACCAGACUGGAUCGAAUGGAGCUGCCUCAGCGGACGGUACAACUCAAGUGAAGGUCACGGUCGGAGGAUGUAGCGGAGCUGGACAGAUCAAGUUCAUGGCCAUUUUACUGCUGAUGCCACUGCUGCUCACACGUGUGUUUUAGUUUCUCAACGAAUGUGCAUUAACACCGUGGACUUGUCGACUUUCUUUAAGUUUAUUGAGAAUGAAUAAAAUCAGAACUCCAAGUUGUAUUAACGAGAUUUAUAUUGCCAAAAAAGUAUGGUGAUUUACAUGUAUAUUGUAAAAACAUGGAUUAAUUAAUUUUUAAAUAGUUAUUACAUGAACAAUAUACUAUUUCAUAAAAUGCAUUGUAAAUUAAGAAUUCAAAAAGAAGCUUAAAUGCAAUAAGAUUUUUCAUAUGUAAAAUGGUAGAUUUUGAUAACAUAUAUACAUGGGCUUUGGAGAAUACAUGGUUGAUAUUGUUCGUGAUACUAACUUAUUUGUAUAUUAAUGAUAUUGUCCCUCUAUGAAAUACCUUUGGGUACUUGAUUUUUUGGGAUAAUUGGACUUGUGUGUAAUUAAAUAAGUUUUUGGUUCUUUAUUUUGAAAUAAAAUCUUACUUCAA
Messenger RNA from Dreissena polymorpha, 1334 nucleotides. RefSeq lists its product as uncharacterized. Bases 117 to 872 code for a protein of 251 amino acids. Gene Ontology annotation, cellular component: cell-cell junction; membrane. The record is from RefSeq and is a predicted model, not a curated record. Gene Ontology annotation, biological process: homophilic cell-cell adhesion. Gene Ontology annotation, molecular function: calcium ion binding. NCBI's taxonomy places the organism in Eukaryota, Metazoa, Mollusca, Bivalvia, Myida, Dreissenidae. The transcript has 5 exons.